This is a messenger RNA of Sugiyamaella lignohabitans, 1338 nucleotides long. It is a transcript of the gene TRM82, whose product is annotated as Trm82p. Bases 1 to 1338 code for a protein of 445 amino acids. The record is from RefSeq and is a predicted model, not a curated record. Gene Ontology annotation, molecular function: tRNA (guanine(46)-N7)-methyltransferase activity; protein binding. NCBI's taxonomy places the organism in Eukaryota, Fungi, Ascomycota, Dipodascomycetes, Dipodascales, Trichomonascaceae. Gene Ontology annotation, biological process: RNA (guanine-N7)-methylation. Gene Ontology annotation, cellular component: tRNA methyltransferase complex; nucleus; cytosol. The transcript has a single exon.
AUGUCUCAUCCAUUCCAUCAGCUCCUCGUGAACAACGAUGGCACGACCCUAUAUAUUGCCACGGCUCAACAACUCAAAUCAUUUGAUAUAUCGAACAGUGGUGCUACUCUGACUGGAGAUUUUGCAAUCAGUACGGCGAUUGCCGAACAGUUGGUUGACAGUAACAAAAAGCAAUCCAAACCUCUCAGCGAAAUUAGGGCCCAUAUUCAGAAUUUAAAGCUAUCUCGAAAUGGGAAGUAUCUGAUUGGUACUACCAAUGAAGAAAAACUUGCGUUAGUAUUCGACUCGAGUAACAUUAGCAGCACCAUCAGUCACAGGUCAUUCCCAAAAAAGCCAUCAUCAAUAGAUACUACCGUCGAUGAUACGACUUUAAUUCUGGGUGAUAAGUUUGGUGAUGUUUACCAAGUGCCAUUACCUGGCGAGAAUAAUAAGCCCAUUCUUGUCAAUGAGGAAGAACCGGGGAAAGGUGCUGACCACCCAAUUCUGGGACAUGUGUCGAUGCUUGUUGACCUUGUCCUUGCUGAACACAAUGGACAGCAAUAUAUUAUUACCGCUGAUAGAGACGAGCAUAUUCGAGUAUCGCGAUACCCUAAGUCAUACAUAAUUGAGCACUGGUUAUUCGCACACACCGAAUUUGUUUCAUCCCUGAUGCUAGUGCCAUGGCAGCCGACCUACCUAGUCUCAGGUGGAGGUGAUAAUUUUAUUUGUCUUUGGCAAUGGACAAACGGACUUCUUGUCCAGAAGUUCGACAUCGCACAUUUGGUUAAAGAUCACUUGCAGAAGAUUAAUGAAGCUGGUGACCACUUUAACUACGAGGCUAAAAAGGGUAAAAAACGGAAGGCUGCGGCAGCUGUUUCUGAGACCAAUAACAAUAACAAUACACAACAAGAAGAAGCUUCCAAGAGCCAAGAAAGAGAGCAGGAUAAUGUGGACGAAGCUACUGACAUGGUUGAGAUUAACCCCAAGUCCUCUGAUACCGAACUUUCUGUCUCUGGUAUUGUAGCUGUACCUGGUCUGUCUCAAGUACUCGUUCUUUGCGAAGGUACAAAUGCCCUUGUUCAGCUCGACUUGAUUCACAACCUGUCUCACGCUGUCACGACGCUCCUUCCACACACAGUUGUUUCAGUUACGGUCGAUUCCGCUAACAGACUGUAUAUAGCCUAUGACCAUCCUACGGAACUGCUUGCCAUUUACCAACUCCAUGCCAACAGCAAAGCUGAGCCUAUACUUUCGGACAUAAGCGCCCAAGUCACCCAGUCAGCUGCCGUGGCCGUAACAGAAGGCCAAAAAGUCGCGCUUUAUAACAUGAACCAACUUCGUAAACGACCCGAGCAUUAA